This is a messenger RNA of Argiope bruennichi, 1067 nucleotides long. RefSeq lists its product as uncharacterized. The transcript is spliced from 5 exons. Lineage: Eukaryota; Metazoa; Arthropoda; Arachnida; Araneae; Araneidae. The coding region runs from base 32 to 997 and encodes 321 amino acids. The record is from RefSeq and is a predicted model, not a curated record.
GGGUGUUUGAUGCUUAACUUCGGUUAGCAAUAUGGAAUAUUUUAAGAUGCCCAAAAGUUGGGAUCGUAAGCAUGAGUGGACAUACGAGAUGGAAAGUGUACUUAUAUUACUUAUGAUGGAUUUUCCUUUCCUAUGGAACUCGAACUAUGGAUAUUUUAAUAGAUUUGAUAGAAGACAUGAUUGGAUGAUGUUAGUCUGUCGAAUGAGAAAAAGGUUCCCCCAAAAUUCUUAUAUGUUUUCUGUAGCUGCAAUCAAGAAUAAAUUCCAUCACUUGAAACAGAAUUAUCUUUCUAUGGUGCACCGGCAAGACGCAUUAAGGAAUGUACCAUGCCGCAGAAGCUUAGGGCAUUAUGAUGAACUUUCGCUCUUGAAAAAGGCCUUUGAAGAAAGGAAUAAAGUGAUUGAUCUGACUGAGCCCAGUGGAUCAUACUAUGUACGCUGCGUCGAUCAAGGAGUCACAACUUCUAAACAAGGCAGCCUUGAGAAACCAGAAGAUGGUGCGUCAUGCUCUCCAUAUUUCUCAACGUCCCAACCUAUCUUAUCUCAAGGAGAAUCCUUGCAAUCACCACUUUCUUUGCCAUCGCAAAAUUGUCAGGACGAGAGUGUUGAUACAGUUGGAAGAAUGCGUGUCCCAAAAAUCGAAUCGUUGAAAUCAUGUGCUUGUCGAUGUCAUUACGAAGAUUCUGAUCCCGACAGAGGCGAUGAAAUGUCAAAUAGAAACUCCUCUUCUCAGGAAGCAGAGGUUCCGACAGAAGAUGCAAAUGCUUCAGGUUUUUCUGUAAAUGAAGAAAAUCAUGAAACAACUAAUCAAGAAAAUUCAAAUUUGCCAGCUGUUGAAAUAGUUUUUUCACCAAACACUCUUGAAAAUUUAAGAUUGGAUAACCAACUUGAUUCUUUUGGAAAUUUCGUUUCGGCAUCCUUAAAGCGUUUCUGUUUGGAAAAUCGAAAAAGGAUGAUGCUUGAAAUUUGUAACAUGCUACUAAAUCCAAGAAUUUAAAAUCUAAUUAUUUUCCAACAUUGUUUUGUGAAAGCAUAUGAUUAUAAUAAUGGUGAGGGAUACUGUUACA